Messenger RNA from Penicillium verhagenii, 1632 nucleotides. RefSeq names its product putative DNA-directed RNA polymerase III RPC4. The transcript has a single exon. Lineage: Eukaryota; Fungi; Ascomycota; Eurotiomycetes; Eurotiales; Aspergillaceae. Gene Ontology annotation, biological process: transcription by RNA polymerase III. Gene Ontology annotation, cellular component: RNA polymerase III complex. The coding region runs from base 1 to 1632 and encodes 543 amino acids. The record is from RefSeq and is a predicted model, not a curated record. Gene Ontology annotation, molecular function: DNA binding.
AUGCCUCCCAAAGCAGGCACGAGAAGAACAGCCGCAAAAGCAGAAGACACCGAUUCUACACAAAAUGCGCCAACCCCAAGUGCAGCGCCAGGCGCGCCUGGUCGACCCCCUGUACAGCGACUACAGUCACUGAAGAAACGCGCACCGGGAGGCGGCAGCAUCACACCGGCAACGCGCUCACCCUCAGUACUAGGCGGCGAGCCUGUUCCAAAGCCAAUGAAGUUUCGACCAAAGGCCGUCCAGCGGAGGAGCAAGGAGGAGCGUGAAGCCAUGGAAAAGAUUGAACAAGAACGGUAUAAUGAUCGCUUGAAAGACGCAGCUGCCAUCCAGCGUGGUAAAGGAAAUCGCGGGGGCAGAGGCUCUUUCCGUGGCCGUGGUGGUGCUGUUGGAGGUGGAUUCAGAGGUCGAGGCGGUGGUCCAGCACGUGGCCGCGCACGAUAUGGAUUUACUGGGUCUCGAGAUCGGGAGGACGACUCCUCGGAUGAUGAACUGCGGAUGAGCAUUGACCAGAUCAAUCUCGAGAGCGAUGAAGACGACGAGAUGGCAGAGGACGGGAAAGGGAAGAUGCCUGUCAGAGGUCGUCGGGAGAAGGGAUUACGUCCUGUUCGUGUCACACGACACGAGCACGAGGAUCGGGUGGUCGCCGUCAAUAUGGAGUCAAGUUCCAGCAAGGCGGCGGAGAUUCGACAACAGGCUCAGGAAGAGGCUGCUGAGGUUGUGGAUGACAAGCCAACUCCCCCAGAAGUCUCAGAUGAGGAGCCUCAUGUGAAGGACGAACCGACAGACGAUGCUGAUACACCCAUGGAGGACUUGCCUCUUCCCUCCGACGAUGAAUUGUUGCCGAGACAGAGAUAUCGUGUGCGCCGGAAGACCUCAGAACCCAAGUCAGUAGAACCCAGGACAGAGAAGACGAAAGAGGUCGUUCCCCCAGCGCCCCAACGAGACCCGCGCGAACUCCUGCGCACCAAGGAGGAGCUCGAUGAGUAUGACCGUCAUCUGGACGAUCUGGAGCAUGUUCGGAACCUUCUGUCACACCAAGAGCCCGAGCCCGAAUCCGAAUCAGAGCCGCAAACCGUGCCGGAGACAACCCCAGGUGAAGACACAGCGACAGCCGAUGCAGAGCCGCCAGCCGAAAAAUUAGCCAACCAACACCUCCUCGGACACCUUUUCCUCAUGCAAUUCCCUCCUAUGACACCCAAUCUCUCUAUCCCAGGUUCGACCGAAGCACCCUCCCAAGAAACAAUCCGACCGGAGCCCCAGGCCCAGCCACAGCCACAAGUCAAAUCCGAAAAUGAAGGCGAGGAUGUUCAGAUCAUGGGCGAUACUGAAGCGGAAUCCAAUGGAACCUCCAAGCUUAUCACGGCCGCCACAAAUUGGUCCCUGCCAGCGGGGCGCGUGGGCAAGUUAAAUGUGCACAAAUCCGGACGUGUUACAAUGGAUUGGGGUGGCAUCAGCUUCGAGCUUGAUCGUGCUGCGGCGGUGGACUUUGUACAGGAGGCGCUAAUCGUCUCUUCUCCCGACCCAGAGGAGGCUGGACAACCACCAAAGGACGACGUACGCCACCAGGCUUGGUCUAUGGGUCAACUUUCGGGCAAAUUUACGGUUAUGCCAAACUGGGAUGCAAUGCUGUGA